Trachymyrmex cornetzi is the source of this 1253-nucleotide messenger RNA. Its product is annotated as cytochrome b561. The transcript is spliced from 5 exons. The coding region runs from base 231 to 974 and encodes 247 amino acids. The record is from RefSeq and is a predicted model, not a curated record. Lineage: Eukaryota; Metazoa; Arthropoda; Insecta; Hymenoptera; Formicidae. Gene Ontology annotation, molecular function: oxidoreductase activity.
UUGAAAGCUCCCCUUAUAUCGAAUGUUGCGAUAACAAUUAUCGCAUCGCGCCGUUAAGUGUUAAGUACCGAUGGGUGUUGAUCUAUUUGAGAGAUAAAAGAGUGAUAGCUGUUAUUUGAGUUAUUUCUGUUUCUCCAUAUCGUCCAACGAUAAAAUGUACACUGUCAUCUAAUAACACUGCUUCUGAAACGUCGCGUUCAUACACAAUCCACACGUAUGGAAUUUAAUAUAUGGAACAAAUAAGAGAGUUACCCCAAAUGCAAUCUCACUCUCUGGAAGGUUUCAUUCCCCUUCUCAGUCUUACUGAGGGAUGUGGCGCACUUCUUAUAAUCUUGAUGGCUGUGUGGACAGGAUAUUAUAGACAAGGUUUCUCAUGGAGAUCUAAUCCGAAACUCGAAUUUAACUGGCAUCCUCUAUUAAUGACUAUAGGGCUCGUAUUUUUAUAUGCCAAUGCCAUGCUUCUCUAUAGAACGCAAAGAAAUGUUCGCAAGCGGCGACUAAAGUUAACUCAUGCAGGAAUGAUGUUAUUUAUUAUAUUGUUAGUGGUGAUCGCUUUAGUAGCCGUCUUCGAUAGUCACAAUCUUGCUCCGACUCCUAUACCAAAUAUGUAUUCCCUACAUAGUUGGGUUGGAUUGACUACCGUAAUAUUAUUCUGCUGUCAGUGGGUCGCUGGAUGUGUUUCCUUCCUUUAUCCCGGAUUGCAAACUCCAUUACGGGCUUCUUAUAUGCCAUUGCACGUAUUUUUUGGCGUUGCAGCCUUUGUGGGCGCAAUUGCUUCGUGCUUGUUGGGACUUAACGAGAAAGCGCUCCUUGUAUUACAAGAUAAAUAUCCAACUUUCGUCAGUGAAGGAAUACUGAUAAACUUUAUAGGAUUGCUGCUCGUAUUGUUUGGAGGCUUAUCUGUAUAUUUAGUAACGCAGGAACGUUAUCGGCGUUUGUCGAGAUCUGAGGAUGAAGUCUUGUUAUCCGGCUAAUAUACGAAUUAUAAUGUGUUGCCAGAUUUGUUCAUUGAUAUAAAUAACCGGAUGGUUACUAUUCCAAACUUAAUAAGUAUUUACUACAAAUUUCUUGUGAGUCUUAUAUUAAUUUCAUAAAUAAGGUUGAUUCAAUUGAUUGAAGCACAUACACACAAAAAAAAGAAACAAUGGCCGUGUUUAUAUCAGAUAAAGCUGUCAGCCGUUUUACUGAUUGAUUGGGCUGUUGACAAAAAUUCUCAAUGUUUUUAAGAAUUUUUCAGGAAUAUUUAAAGAUCG